Tripterygium wilfordii is the source of this 1757-nucleotide messenger RNA. Its product is annotated as protein AUXIN RESPONSE 4-like. The record is from RefSeq and is a predicted model, not a curated record. The transcript has 2 exons. Lineage: Eukaryota; Viridiplantae; Streptophyta; Magnoliopsida; Celastrales; Celastraceae. Bases 36 to 1466 code for a protein of 476 amino acids.
ACUCGCACUUCCAAUUCGAUGUAAAUCGUUCAGAAAUGGCGAUCAUAACAGAAGAAGAGCAAGAGCCACAAGCAAUAAAUCCACCCCACAAAUCCACUUCGCCUCCAAAACCAAAAUCUGAUGAGAGACCGAAUGUAUUCGCCUUCUGGUUCUAUUUUACAGCAAUAGUCUCUGUCAUCACCUUCUUUACCGUCUUCUUCGCAUCUCUCCUCUCUUCAGACCCCAGAUCGUGGUUUCGCUCUCUUCCGGCUUCCCUUCGCCAGCACUACUCUGGAGGACGCACUAUCAAGGUCCAGACUGCACCGGGGAGAUCGCCCAUAGAGGUUUUCACAUUCGAAAGUGGUUUGUUUGGAUCUGAUGCUGAGAAUGUGUUAAUUAUUCAUGGAUUCGGUAUAAGUUCAUACAGUUUUGGUGGGAUUGUUCAGAGUUUGGAUUCUAACGGGGUUCGUGGGAUUGCUAUAGAUCUGCCUGGAAAUGGGUUUUCUGAUAAAUCAACUGUUGAGAUUGAAGAGGGUGCUGCAAGUGGGGUUUUAGGGAGGUUUAGGGACGUAUUGGGGAUUAUUAGAGAGAAGGGCUUUUUCUGGGCUUUUGAUCAGAUGAUAGAAACUGGGCAGAUUCCUUUUGAGGAGGUAGUGACUCGGUUAUCGAGAAGGGAGGUUGUGAGGCCUAUUGAAUUGGGUUCUGAAGAGAUAGGGAGAGUGUUGGGAGAGGUUAUUAAGACAAUGGGUUUGGCUCCUUUGCACCUGGUUUUACAUGAUUCGAGUCUGGCAAUGGUGGCAGAUUGGGUUAGGGAGAAUUCUGGAUUGGUCAGAAGUGUGACACUCAUUGAUACUGGACGAGAGCCGGCUUUGCCUCCGUGGGUUUUAGAAAUGCCAGUGAUCAGGAACUUUGUAUUGGGAUAUAAAUUCACUUAUGACAGAUUGAUUAAGCUGUGUUGUUCAAAGGAAAUUGGUGGUUUGGAGGCAGAGGCAGAGAGGAUUCUCUUGAACGGAAGGGAUGGGAGGAGAUCGGUUGUGGGUAUGGGAAGGAAAAUGAACUAUACUUUUGAUAUAGCAGAAUGGGGUGAUUCUGAUGGGUUGAGGGGGAUGCCUAUACAAGUCCUCUGGUCUGAAGGUUGGUCGAAAGAAUGGAGUGCAGUGGGCCGACAGGUUGCUGAGGCGCUACCUCGGGCAAACUUUGUCUCGCACUCUGGAGGACGGUGGCCUCAGGAAGAUACUGCGGAUGAGAUAGCUCAGGAUAUCUCUAAGUUUCUCUCUUCAUUACCAAAAUCAGUUAGACAAACUGAAGAAGAACCUAUACCAGAGCAUAUCCAGACAAUGCUAGAUGAAGCGAAAAGCAAUCAUGAUAAUCAUCACCACCACCAUCACCAUGGUCAUGGUAGCCAUGACCACCAUGAUGGACAUGCUCAUGAUCAUGGAGCUGGAUACAUGGAUGCUUAUGGACUCGGUCACAGAUGGGGCAGCUGAUGUGCUUUCUGCUUUGCUCGACUCUACGACCGGUUAUUGACGCAGCUGGUGGUCAGAUUUAUGACAUACCUUAUUCCAGUCAUUUUGCUUUGUGAUAGUGUUGAUGUUAUAUGACGCCCGUAAACGUUACGUACCACACUUUUUCACAUAAUCAAGGGCUACUACUUUACGAAAAUUACUUAUAUAGUUAUAUCCCUAACAUUUUUGUCCAUAACCGACCAUAACAGUAUUACGUUAUCUAAUCACAUUGAAUUUCGUUAUUACAUUGUCUAAUUACAUCGACUUUCAUUA